UGACGUUCUGGAACUUUCGGCGCCUGCUCUCGUCGCGAUGUCGUAGAACCGGCGCGACUCCGGUGUUAGCCGCCAGCAUGUUGGGCUGCCUGGUGGCCGGCAGGCUGGUCCAGACCGACCCGGUGCAGGUGUCUUCAGACAAGUUCGUCUUCGAGCUGCCGGACUACGAGAGCGUCAAGCAUGUGGUGGUCUUCAUGCUCGGCACCGUGCCCUUCCCAGCCGGGACGGGAGGCGCCGUCUACUUCUGCUUCCCGGAUCCCACCGGCGGCGGCGGCGGCGCCGUCUGGCAGCUACUCGGCUUCAUCACCAACGACAAGCCCAGCGCUAUCUUCAAGCUCUCCGGGCUGCGCGCCGCGGACGGCGGGACGGGCCCCUUCGGCUCCGUGGCUCCGGGCUCCGCCGCCCCCUCGGUGGCUCAGGUGGGCGUGUCCGUGGAGCCCCUGGAGCAACUGGCCCAGCAGAGCCCGGCGGCCGGCGCUGCCGUGUCCACCGUGGACUCCUUCCUCCUGUUCACGCAGAAGAUGCUGGACAGCCUCUUCAACUUCGCCUCGUCGUUCGCAGUGACGCAGGCGCAAAUGACGCCGAACCCGAGCGAGACCUUCGUCCCGUCCAGCUGCGUCCUGCGGUGGUACGAGAACUUCCAGCGGCGGCUGGCGCACAACCCCAACUUCUGGAAGAGUUGAGCGGAGUGUGAGCGCGGUCGGCCGGCUCGUGGACUCGGCGGCAACUUGGAGACCUUUGUGUUUUGUGCCCGUGAAAUAAAGAGGGAAGCGCCUUGGCUGUGAUGGAGGAGUGCGCAGUGAUGAACGCCGCGGGUGUCGAGCCCGACCUGUUCGUGACCCGGGGGAGGCGGACCUGGGUUUGAGCCGCGUCAGGACCCGGCACCGCAGCGGAGGGCGAGGCCGACUGUGCGUGCGCUCUCGGUGAUUCACGAGGCGUCACCCUUCAGGGAGGAGCUGACGUGACGAUCAGUUGGCCGUGUUCGUCCGAGCGCGGUUCACUUCCACGCAGAAUGCUGCUUCCGGUGCUGCUCGUUGUUCUGUUCCUGACGCUGCGUCUCCUCCAGCGGACGGUUCUGAAGCGGCCCACGUGUCAAAGUUCCGACGGCAAGACGGUGGUCGUCACUGGUGAGUUCGGGCCGCGCUGCGUGCACCGGUGGCGGGCGCCGCUGGUCCACGUGUGAAUGUUCAGACACCGCCAGGUCACUGGAAACCUCGGUACACAGGACGUAAUAAACGAGCCGAGCCCAGGUGUCCUCCCUUCAUGGUUGCUCAUUCCCUUUGG
Messenger RNA from Synchiropus splendidus (mandarinfish), 1284 nucleotides. RefSeq names its product heat shock protein nuclear import factor hikeshi (gene hikeshi). The record is from RefSeq and is a predicted model, not a curated record. The transcript is spliced from 2 exons. NCBI's taxonomy places the organism in Eukaryota, Metazoa, Chordata, Actinopteri, Syngnathiformes, Callionymidae. Gene Ontology annotation, biological process: protein import into nucleus. Gene Ontology annotation, molecular function: nuclear import signal receptor activity; Hsp70 protein binding. The coding region runs from base 78 to 683 and encodes 201 amino acids. Gene Ontology annotation, cellular component: cytosol; nucleus.